ACCAGGUAGCAAACUAUGGCACAGAGGCGAUUCCCAACCACCCUCGCUGACUUUGGCUACGACUUCAACCGCCGAGGCGAGCUGCGCAACGUUGAAACGCGUCGGCCAUUCGAAUUUGUGGAUCAAAAUCACUACGAUGCCCUGGGCGAGGCAAUUGCCGAGCGCGUCUACGAGCUCAUGGAGACAGACACCCACUUGACGCGAGUCCAAGUCCCUGUGGACGGAGACACGGCCAAUGCGAGCAGCCGGAUUCCUGCGGCGCUUGGAGGCGAUGACGACGACGACGACGAAGCACUGCCGACUACAUCUGGGCCAAAGGGAUUCUUCUUCAUGUCACGCGAUGCGCUGGAGGCAGACAAGCUCAUGGUGCUGAUUCACGGUGCUGGCUAUGUGCGUGCGGGCCAGUGGGCUCGCAGGCUCAUCAUCAACGAGUCGCUCGACUCUGGGUCGAUGCUCCCCUUCAUUAAGCGGGCGCAGGCCGAGGGCUACGGUGUCAUGGUGCUCAACGGCAACCUCAACGCGGCUAUCGACCCUGCGACCAACCGACGCGGCUAUAUUCCAGGCAACAGCUCUCCCGAGGACCACGCCGUGUACGUGUGGGAUCGCUUCAUUGCAAGCGCCGCCGCCCGGCACAUUGCGAUCGUUGCCCAUUCCUACGGAGGCAUUGUCACAAGCAACCUCCUGGCCGUCCGCCCAGACGCCUUGCAGCGCGUCGCUGGCAUUGCCCUGACAGACUCGGUGCAUCGCCUCAACUCGAGCUUCCCGGCACCCGUGCGCAAGUUCUUUGAAGAGCACUGCAUCAACUGGGUUGCUUCUCUAGCACCUCUUGACACUCCCGAACGAUCACCUAAAGGCGACUGCGCCCGAGUUUCGUCCGGCGCGGGCAAGCAUGAAGAGACAUCCUGGGCAGCGUACGAGUCCAUCUUCCCGUACUUGGCAGACCAGAUUGCGAAUCAUUACUUUUAAGUCCCCCCAUUCGUAGUUCGAAUCAAGUAUAUGUUGUUGUUGUUGCUCGCUUUCAGAAUGCCUUUUUUUGCGCAAGUACACAUCAUCCUCCAUUGGGA
Molecule: messenger RNA, 1064 nt
Organism: Capsaspora owczarzaki ATCC 30864
Lineage: Eukaryota; Filasterea; Ministeriida; Capsasporidae
Exons: 4
Coding region: 16-966 (316 amino acids)
Biological process (GO): regulatory ncRNA-mediated heterochromatin formation
Cellular component (GO): nucleus
Molecular function (GO): siRNA binding
Source: RefSeq, a predicted model, not a curated record